AUGCCCAGCGUCAAAGAGGCCGUCAAGCAAUCCUUGGUGGGCAGCUCCGAUGAGCUUCAGCUCUCUCACCAGAUCAAGGCCAACUUUCACCACUAUGCCCGCAAAGACAACCAGUCUGGUGAGCUGUACAUGCUCGAGGAUGAUUUCAUCAAUGCCAUUGCCCCCAAGGAUGAAGACUAUCACAAGAUUAAGCGGGAACAGUACUCCAUCCUCUUCCAAGUUGCCGAUACGCGAAAGGCCGGGAGAUUGACCCUUGCCGACUGGGCAACUUUCGAGAACCUCCUCGCUAAGCCCGAUGCCGAGUACGAGAUUGCCUUCCGUUUGUUCGAUGUCGAGAGAACUGGUACCGUCAAGUGGGAGAAUGUGGAGAGCUUGUUCAGUCAGAUGAAAUCCCAAGAGAGCAUUCCCUUCGACUGGAACUCCGCGUGGGCUUCGCUGUACACGGGCAAGAGCAAGAGCCGUCAUGAAAUGACCUACCCGCAAUUCGCCCAGAUGCUGCGGGGAUUGCAGGGAGAGCGCAUUCGGCAAGCAUUCCAUAUCAUGGACGCUGAUGGCGAUGGAUACAUUGAGCCCCAUGAGUUCCAGCGCAUCAUCCUCCAAACAUCCAGACACAAGCUGUCCGACUACGUCUUGGAAAACCUGCCCAGUCUGUGCAAUGUCUCCGACGGUAGCAAGAUCUCCUACGCGACGGUGCGCGCUUUCCAGAACGUCAUGAGCGAAAUGGACAUCAUCGACUUGAUCGUGCGCGAAGCAACCCGCAAGAGUGACGACGGUAAGAUCACGCGCACUGACUUCCUGAACGAGGCGGCCCGUACCACGCGCUUCUCCCUUUUCACCCCGAUGGAGGCGGAUAUUCUGUUCCACUUUGCUGGUCUUGACGCACCAUCCGGCCAGUUGGCCCAGAAGGAUUUCGCCAAGGUCGUUGAUGCGUCAUGGCGUACCCCGUUCGCUGUUGCCGGUCAAGCUGCUUCUACCACUGCGCAAAAGGCCGCAGAGAGCACCAAGUCGGUGCUUUUCAGUGUGAUGGAAUCGGUGCAUCACUUUGCGCUUGGUAGUCUUGCGGGUGCGUUUGGUGCGUUCAUGGUGUACCCCAUUGAUCUGGUCAAGACCCGUAUGCAGAACCAGCGGUCGACGCGCGUUGGCGAGAGACUGUACAACAACUCGUUGGAUUGCGCACGGAAGGUCAUCCGGAAUGAGGGAUUCACUGGCUUGUACUCUGGCGUUGUCCCCCAGCUGAUUGGUGUUGCGCCGGAGAAGGCCAUCAAGCUCACUGUAAACGACCUGGUUCGGAAUCAUUUUACCGACAAGGACACUGGCAGGAUAUGGUACCCUCACGAGAUUCUCGCUGGUGCUUCGGCAGGAGGAUGCCAAGUGGUCUUCACCAACCCCCUUGAAAUUGUCAAGAUUCGCCUGCAGGUUCAGGGUGAAAUCGCCAAGUCCGUCGAGGGUGCUCCUCGCCGCUCUGCUCUCUGGAUUGUCAAGAACCUGGGAUUGAUGGGAUUGUACAAGGGAGCCAGCGCUUGUCUUCUCCGUGAUGUUCCCUUCUCCGCCAUCUACUUUCCUACCUACUCCCACCUGAAAUCCGAAAUGUUCGGUGAAUCCCCCACCAACAAGCUCGGCGUCGUCCAGCUCCUCACCGCCGGUGCCAUCGCCGGUAUGCCCGCCGCCUACCUGACAACACCCUGCGACGUCAUCAAGACCCGUCUACAAGUCGAAGCCCGCAAGGGCGACGUCCGCUACACCGGCCUCCGCCACUGCGCAGCAUCUAUCUGGAAGGACGAAGGCUUCGGCGCGUUCUUCAAGGGCGGCCCCGCCCGUAUCGUCCGUUCCUCGCCGCAAUUUGGCUUCACCCUGGCCGCCUACGAAGUCCUGCAAAAGUGGCUCCCCAUGCCUGGCUCGCAGCCUGAGCCUUCCCCUAGUGGCCAGAUUGAGCCUGGUGUUGGCUUGCAGGGUGCCAAGGCUCCUCUGCCGUAUCUGCGCUCGCGGAACGCGUUGAAGCUGCUGCUUGAUCUGAACGAGAACAUUGGCCAGGUUAAGGUUCCGCAUAAGGAGCAGUGGCCUAAGUUCCUGCAGGCCAAGCAGUAA
This is a messenger RNA of Aspergillus chevalieri, 2085 nucleotides long. It is a transcript of the gene AGC1, whose product is annotated as citrin. Gene Ontology annotation, biological process: malate-aspartate shuttle; aspartate transmembrane transport; L-glutamate transmembrane transport. The coding region runs from base 1 to 2085 and encodes 694 amino acids. Gene Ontology annotation, molecular function: L-aspartate transmembrane transporter activity; calcium ion binding; L-glutamate transmembrane transporter activity. The transcript has 4 exons. Lineage: Eukaryota; Fungi; Ascomycota; Eurotiomycetes; Eurotiales; Aspergillaceae. The record is from RefSeq and is a predicted model, not a curated record.